GCCUGGCUUUCAGGUGUCUGGGGAAGUCUAGGUGCGACUAGAGGUGGGAGAGAACAGUUGGGUUAGUCUGGGGGGAGGGGUGGCAGGGUCUUCAUUCCCCUCCCCCACUUCCCCUGUGAGUCCUCCGGAGACAGAGUCCUUGGGGGAAUUAGGUGGGGCAUAAGUCUUUCGAUAAUUAAGGAUUUCCCCCGCCUCUUAAUACCCCGACCGAGGGCCCUGAACUACCAUGCUGAGGAAAAGGGAUGAUUGAAGCAGAGGCAUGGAGGCAUCUCCUAGGCACAGGAACUCGUUUUGAGGGUGGGCUUGGUGGGAUGUCAGAUUUGUCCUUUUAGGGGGUGGGGGAAGCCUAGGGGGAGUCAACUGUUGCAGAAGAGCAACUACUUUGGAAGUCCCCACCUCUUCUCUAUUAUAUUUUUGUUGCCUACUUCUAGAAUCCUGCUUUUGGGUCUGGAACUCUUUGGAGUUUUAGCCUUGAUGGGUCGGGCAUUGUAUGGGACUAUCGACAGGAUUAGCUGCUUCGCAGUAAUUAAAGUUUCCUCCUGGAAACUUUCCCGCUUCACCCACCUCAAUUCUCCAGCCUUAGAUUUCUCCUUUUUUUGGAUUUUUUUUGGGGGAGGGGGGUGUGAAUAAGAACUGAAUAAACGGACUGUUAGCUUUGGAAGAGACAUUAAACAUGGUCCAGUUCCUUCUUAGCCAUUCUCAUUUUACAGUGAAGCAACUAAGGCUCGGAGACUGACUUGCUCAUUGAGUUCGCAAAACCAGAAGUAGAAAACAGGUCUCUGGCUCCCAGCCCAAGUAUCUUUCCACUGCACCUGCCUAUAUGAUACAGUUUCAGUUGAUAUCCCUCAUGCUCCCUGAGGUCAGAAAUGAGUACCAAAUUAUUUUUCCCCCCAAGCAUAAGCAGCGCCGUUUCUAAGUAGUGUUCGGUUCAAGACAAAAGUUCCCUGUCCUGUUUUAGGACUUAGCUCUAAGGACCAAGGUGGCUUAGUGCGGAUCUCAGGAGCCCUGCAUAAAGUAGGGGGAGGGGUCAGGGAUCGAAUCUCCAGCCCAGACUGCCAGCCAGUCGCGCAUUCGGCUGAGACGCAGCGCCACGGCAAGAUCGAUCUGAAGAGCCCCCCUACCCCUGCCUCCAGCAUCCUCAGCACUCCCCAGGCUAGGAUUCGAUAUGACGGACACCUUGCCGCCCCCGGCCAGCAGACCCUUGGAGGAGGGGGAAUGCUAUUUCCGAAAGGGUUGUAACCCCCUGGCUCAGACAGGGCGAAGCAAGCUUCAGAAUCAAAGGGCUGCACUAAACCAACAGAUCAUGAAAGCUGUUCGGAUGAGAACUGGUGCUGAAAAUCUUUUAAGAGCAACCACAAACAACAAAGUUCGAGACCAGGUUCUCUUGGAACUUAGUUAUGUAAAUUCAGAUCUGCAGAUCUUAAAGGAGGAAUUAGAAGGACUUAACAUCUCAGUGGAAGUUUACCAGAACACGGAGGAGACAUUUACAAUUCCCCUGAUUCCCCUUGGCCUAAAAGAAACCAAAGAGGUUGACUUGUCAGUCCUUCUUAAGGAUUUUAUCCUGGAACAUUACAGUGAAGAUAGUUCUUUAUAUGAAGAUGAAAUUGCAGAUCUUAUGGAUCUAAGACAAGCUUGCCGCACACCUAGCCGAGAUGAAGCUGGUAUUGAACUGUUAAUGACAUACUUCAUUCAGCUUGGCUUUGUUGAAAACAGAUUCUUUCUACCCACUAGGCACAUGGGAAUUUUAUUUACAUGGUAUGAUUCAUUAACUGGUGUUCCAGUUAGUCAGCAGAAUUUGUUGCUGGAAAAAGCCAGUAUCCUAUUUAAUAUUGGUGCCGUCUAUACACAAAUUGGGACUCGAAGUAACCGGCAGACACAAACAGGGCUUGAACAUGCAGUGGAUGCUUUUCAGAGAGCUGCAGGAGUUUUAAACUACCUAAAGGAAACAUUUACUCAUACACCAAGUUAUGACAUGAGCCCUGCCAUGCUAAAUGUUCUGGUCAAAAUGAUGCUAGCACAAGCUCAAGAGAUCAUCUUUGAGAAAAUUAGUCUCCCUGGGAUCCGAAAUGAGUUUUUUACCUUGGUGAAGAUGGCCCAGGAAGCUGCCAAGGUUGGGGAGGUUUACCAGCAACUUCACUCAGCUAUGAGUCAGGAGCCAGUUAAAGAGAAUAUCCCGUAUUCUUGGGCUACGCUGGUCAAAGUGAAAUCUGACCAUUAUAGAGCUCUUGCUCACUACUUUGCUGCCACCAUUCUGAUUGAUCAUCAAUUGAAUCCUGGAGAUGAUGAAGAUCAACAGGAAAAAUGCUUGUCUCAGCUGUAUGGUCACAUGCCUGAAGGAUUUACACCUUUGGCAACAUUGAAGAACAAAAAUGAGCGGAAACAACUAGGGAAAUCCCAUUUACGUAAAGCUAUUGCUGAUCAUGAAGAAUCUGUGAGAGCGGCCAGCCUGUGCAAAAAACUGAGAAAUAUUGAGAUUCUUCAGGAAAUCUUAUCUGUUGCUCACAAGAGGUCUCAUCUCAAAUACUCUCAGCAUGAACAAGAUGAUGAUUUUCUGAAUUUAAUAGAUGCUCCAGAUAUUACCUCCAAAACAGAGCAGGAAGCUGAGAUGAUAGCACCACAGUUUUCCAAAGUUGUAGUGACAGACUUCUUCCAGAAGCUGGGCCCUUUAUCUAUAUUUUCAGCAAAUAAGAGAUGGACAGCUCCUCGAAACAUUCAUUUUACCAUUGAAGAAGGAGAUUUGGGGUUUACUCUGAGAGGAGGUUCCCCAGUACAAGUUCAUUUUCUGGAUCCAUAUUGUUCUGCUGCACUGGCUGGUGCUAAGGAGGGAGAUUAUAUUGUUUCUAUUCAAGAUACAGAUUGUAAGUGGCUGACAGUGAGUGAGGUCAUGCAAAAACUGAAAAGUUUAGGAGAGGAAGAUAUUGAGAUGAAAGUCAUCAGUCUUCUGGAUUCAACAUCUUCUAUGCAUAAUAAGUGUGCUACCUACUCUGUGGGAAUGCAGAAAACAUACUCUAUGAUCUGCUUAGCCAUCGAAGAUGAUAAAAUCGACAAAAGCAAAAAGAUCUCCAAAAAACUGUCUUUUUUGAGUUGGGGAACCAACAAAAACAGACAGAAGUCAGCUAGUACUCUCUGUCUCCCUUCAGUUGGGGUGGCAAGACCCCAGAUCAAGAAGAAACUUCCUUCUCCUUUUGGUCUUCUCAAUACAGAAAGUUCACUGUAUUAACAUUUCAGCAAAUGAAGCUAUUUCUAAAUGCUGAGUAGCUUUCAAUUUAUGUGCCAUAAUGUGAAAUUUAUUAAUAUAUUUAAAACCUAUUUUCUUAGAUUUGAAACUUGCAUGUGGCAUUUGUAUCCUACACAAAAGUGCCGAAACUGGAUUUGAAGCGUGUUAGUGUAUUGCUACAAGUUAUUUAUUACAUUUAGUACUGUAUAUAGAGUAGUGUUGAAAACAUGAAGGAUAGUCUUCACGACUAAUUUUAUUACUUGUUCAUGUAUCAGUUUUAAAUGAAUUUCACUAUGUAAUAGAUGUAGAAUUUGAAAAAAAGAAAUUCUUUAAUUUUUAAUUCAAGCCAAUGCUAUACAACAUGGCAGCUAGUAUCCAGACUACAGUAGUGGAUUUGAAUUACUGUUAUCAAAAAUAGUUCUGCAUACUCAAUGACUAGUUUUAUUUUGAUUGCUGUACAAAAUAAAUGUCAAAUCUGCAUACCUUUAUAGCAGUUACAGGUUCUAGAUACAAUCUAGUGCCAAAUUUCAUGAUUAAUACUUUUAACAACAGAGACUAUUUAGAACCAGCUUUGACUUUACAUAUUGUUUAAAAAUAAUUUUCACAUUGCUAACACACUAGUGUUAGAUAAAAGUGCCAUCUACAGGGUAGAUAUUAUACUGUUUGAUACUCAAAACAUUUUCCAUUUUGUUUAAAGUAGGAAAGUGCAUAAAUGCACCUUGAAUAAGCCUCUGGCUAAAAAAAAAAGCCUGUUAUAACUUUUCUUUGCAAUAAAUAUAUAUGACUAAAGUUUAAAGCUCUAUGACUUUUAAAAUCCAAAUGUGUUCUAAGUAAUGACAUAUUUUUGCGAUGUUCCUGAAUAAUUAAAAAAACCCUAAAAAACUUAGUAUGAAUCACUAAACAUACCAUUAAUACCUUUAACAGGAGUUUCCAAGUUUUAUUUUCAUCAUAAUCAUAAAAGUCCUAAGGGAGCACUGUGAAAAUGUAUCCAAAACAGUGCCUUUAGCAUUACAUUUGUAGACGCUUAUGUAUUUAAAUAAAUAACUAUAAAUCUA
Messenger RNA from Dromiciops gliroides (monito del monte), 4272 nucleotides. It is a transcript of the gene RHPN2, whose product is annotated as rhophilin Rho GTPase binding protein 2. Bases 1166 to 3220 code for a protein of 684 amino acids. Lineage: Eukaryota; Metazoa; Chordata; Mammalia; Microbiotheria; Microbiotheriidae. The transcript has 16 exons. Gene Ontology annotation, biological process: negative regulation of stress fiber assembly; signal transduction. The record is from RefSeq and is a predicted model, not a curated record. Gene Ontology annotation, molecular function: protein binding.